Molecule: messenger RNA, 819 nt
Organism: Linum trigynum
Lineage: Eukaryota; Viridiplantae; Streptophyta; Magnoliopsida; Malpighiales; Linaceae
Source: the annotation of a GenBank genome assembly
CGAUCAGAAGUAAUGCGGCGCUGUUGCUCAUCAGUAGCCACCAUGUUAUAUGCUUCUGUAAUGCUAGGCGUAGGUUUCAUAGAUAAAACUUGAGACUUCACUGUGGAGAAGGCAUCAUCCAACCCCAUCAAAAAAAUCAAAGAGACGAAUACUAUCGUCACGGUCGCGAGUACGUUUUUCGAGACCACAAACACAAUGCCCACACGUGCAACUUGGCAUGGGCGAAAUCUGUUGCGCCUCCUCCCACAAGGUACACAGUUCAGUAUAGUAAGCAGACACACUAAGCUUUUCUUGAGGAAGAAGACUUAUCUGACGACGCAAUUCAUAGUGACGAGUCGCAUUGCCUUGGCCAAACCGAAUUUUGAGAUCAUCUCAAAUCUGUUGGGCAGUUUUGGCGAAGCGAAUACUGCACCGGACUUCGGCGGACAUCGAAGCCUUGAGCCACCCCUUGACGGUGGCGUCACAGCGCUGCCAGGCCGCCUAUUCACGCGAGCUCGUAGGCUUUGGAAGAGUGCCGUCGACGAAGCUCAACUUGUUCUUGGCCAGGAGGGAGUCGGUCAUGUCAAUGACCCAUUCGCCAUAAUUGUUGGCAGUCAGAAGAUCACCCGGAUGCUGAGGAUCCGCUUGCGGAAGGAAGUAGACGGAGUUGACGUCAGACGUAAGAGGCUUGUUGGGAAUGCCACCGCUGCCGCCACUCGAGCCAUCCUUCGUGUCGCCGGUCAUAAUGCGACGGCAAGAAUGCCAAAACGAAGAAAAACCACAGCUGAGAUCUUAUAGCUAUGAUACCAUGUAAAAAUCUAACAAACCAAAGCGCAAACA